UGUUGAUGUAUGAUCAAUUUUGCAAUGUUUUUUUUGCCACCACAAGCAUGUUUCUUGGUCAUAUUUUAGAGAUCAAAUGGAGAUGAGCUCGAGAGGGGUUGGGUACCCAUCUGAUCCAUCCCUCAAGGGUAAAAGCACAGCAGAUGUAUCUAACUCCAGCAUUGAUCAUGGUGUUUCGGAUAUGAAUGUGAAUUCUACAGAAGAUGAUGGAUGGCAAGAAUAUGGAAAGAAACCGAAGAACAGGAACAAGAAUAAUGCCUCAAAACAGUGGGUUCCUCAGCAUUCCACCCCUAAGGAAUGGGGUCAUGCUGAUACUUUGUUUAAACUUGGUAUGCGAACUGAUGGAGGGACUGGACAGGGCAGUCAACACUAUUAUGGCAGAGGGUAUACUAAGGAACUUAACCGUAACCAUAAUGACUAUGUUGCGCCACCUCCACUAAUCCCCCCUCCUCUAAAGAAUGGAUGGGGAUGGAACACUAGAGCGGCUUCUUCUCGGCCCUCGGAUGAUGGUGUGGUUCAGAAACAAAGAGCUCAAGCAGUUAAUAAUCAGGCUUUCAAGAGCGACGAAGUUGAUGAUGAUGAAGAGUCUGAUGACAUUGAUGACUCAGAUGAUGAGCUUAUGAGUGAUGAUUUUGACUCAGAUGAAAGCCAGAAAAGCCAUGAGACUAGAAAGAAGAACAAGUGGUUUAAGGAGCUUUUUCAGUCUCUGGAUAAUUUAACCGUCGAUCAGAUUAAUGAACCUGAAAGGCAGUGGCAUUGCCCAGCAUGCCAGAAUGGGCCUGGAGCUAUUGACUGGUAUCGUGGUUUGCAACCCCUGAUUACACAUGCUAAGACUAAAAGAUCCAAAAGGGUGAAGCUCCACAGAGAGCUUGCUGAAAUCUUAGAUGAGGAACUUAAAAGAAGGGGAGCAUCAGUAGUGCCAAAUGGUGAGGCAUUUGGAAAAUGGAAGGGUUUGGAUGAAAGAGCUGACAAAGGCAUAAUUUGGCCUCCCAUGGUGGUAAUUUUGAACACCAAGCAUGACAAGGAUGAUAAUGACAAAUGGAUUGGCAUGGGUAAUGAAGACUUGCUUGAGUAUUUCAGUGAAUAUCCUGCAACUAAGGCACGUCAUUCAUAUGGACCACAGAUUGCUAAAGGUGACUUGAGAUGGAGUCAGGAGCAAUUCAUGGAGGACCACUUCAAACAGCUUUAUGAACGUGAAAAGGUAACUCAGUCCGAGGCAAAUGUUUCUUCGGCUGAAGAGCGAUUACGCAGGUAA
Salvia hispanica is the source of this 1255-nucleotide messenger RNA. The record is from RefSeq and is a predicted model, not a curated record. NCBI's taxonomy places the organism in Eukaryota, Viridiplantae, Streptophyta, Magnoliopsida, Lamiales, Lamiaceae.